UCUAUUGUCCUUCCUACAACAAAACAAAGAACAGACCAGUCCAUCCCGACUGUCCUGUCCUGACGAUAACAGUAUAAAGUAUGGGCAAGAAGCACAAAAAGCACAAAUCAGAGAAACGCGCAUACGACGAAUACGUGGAGAGACCAUUGAAACUUGUUUUGAAGGUGGCGGGUAAUGAGGUGACUACAGGAAGUACUAGUCUGGAAAACGUCUACGAAGAGUCGGUGGAUUACGAUAAACAUAAAGAUAAGAAGAAGAAAAAGAAAAAGAAGGAAGAUAGAGACCGAAGUAACCCGGGUUCACCUAUUGACGAAAAAAGAAGGAAGAAGAUGACGAAAAAGAGGAAAGGCCAAGACCCAGUAUAUUCUGACUGGGGGGACGGAGACCUGAGUAGAGCUUCUAUGCGAUCAGAUAUGUCGCAGGACAAACCGAUGCACUCCUCCAUGGCAAAGAUGGAAGAUAAAGUGCAGACUCCUUUACAGGAAGCCCUUAGUCAACUCAUCAGGCAGCUCCAAAGGAAAGACCCCACUGCAUUUUUCUCUUUCCCUGUGACUGAUCUCAUUGCUCCUGGCUACUCUAUGAUCAUCAGACGGCCCAUGGAUUUCAGCACCAUGAAGGAUAAAGUCAAGAAGGAAUGUUAUCAGUCUUUACUAGAGAUGAAGACUGAUUUCAAGAUAAUGUGUGAGAAUGCCAUGAGCUACAACAAACCUGACACCAUCUACUAUAAAGCAGCGAAGAAGCUGCUUCAUUCUGGCCUUAAGAUUCUAAGUCCGGAAAGGCUUGAUAGCCUGAAGCAAAGUAUCGAGUUCAUGGCCGACCUGGACAGCUCCACCAGCCGGCCAGGAGAGGCAGGGGAUGGGGAGGGAGGCUCGGGCCCAGACCAGAGCAAAGGUCGCUCCACUCCCAUGGAGACCAGCGACUCCACCAGUCACCCUGCGGACCCAACAAAGAUGCUUCCAGACAGAGAUUCAAAGGAUGAGGUGCAGAAGACUGUCAGUCAAGCGGAGAAGGACCUGGAGGAGAUCCGGAAGAUCAUAGAGGAGUCUGACAACAAGCUCUCCAACCGUGAACUCCAGUGUGCGCUGGAGUUUGAGAGGCGAAAGCAGGAUGGAUCCACAUCCCUGGCCAUCCUCAACCCUGUUGACUUGAGCGCUGGUGAUCCAGGGUACUGCCCGGUCAAACUCGGCAUGAUGUCCGGGAGGCUGCAAAGCGGGGUCAACACACUCCAGGGUUUUAAGGAGGACAAGAGAAACAGGAUCUCUCCAGUGGCUUACCUGAAUUAUGGGCCCUUUAGCUCCUACGCUCCGGCUUACGACUCCAGCUUCGCCAACGUCUCCAAGGAGGACUCCGACCUCAUGUACUCCUUCUAUGGAGAGGAAUCCAACUCGCGGGGCUCUGACAGUAUGGCUAACUUCCUGUCCAAGUCUGAGGAGCACAUGAGCCGCCUAGGGGACAACAUGCUUGACGCUCUGACUAACGGCCAGCACUCGAAGACGCUCAAGGAGAUGGAGGCGGACAAUCCGGUCGUGGAGACACCAGUUACUGGCUCUGGUGCAGUGGAUGAUGAGGUGGUAGCAUCUCAACCCCGUCCAGUCAGUGGCAUGGACACCCUAAGUACACUCAAAGCCCUGGGCCUGGACUUCCUCAUACCCAAACUCGACUCGAAAGAGGCCCGGGAGUUCCAGGAGAAGCUGGACGAAACCACGCAGCUCAUCAACGAGCUGAACGAGGCCCAGAAGGAGCGGCUCAGCACACCCCAGCCCCCCAACAUCAUCUGCCUCCUCGCCCCCACAGCCAAGGAAGCACAGCUGGCUGAGAAGGUGACUGGAAACCUGGCUCUGCUGACCAGCCAGGUGACCCCAGGUGACGUGAGCAGCGUGUACGGCAUCAGGAAGGCCAUGGGCGUCGCGGUGCCCAUCGGCCCCGACGAGCCGCUCAUCGACCUCACCACAGUGCGAGAAAUGUCAGAACCAAUGGAGUGUCUAUCAGCAGGACAGGGCGACAUCCCGGUCAUUACCGUCUAGCAGCGUCCUCCCGGCUUCUAGGCCAGUCCCGUUGCCAAGAACCCUCUUUGUACAGUCGGUGCUGUUUUUUUUGUGUGAUGUUUGUAUCAAUAAACCUCUUUUGUAGUAA
Sardina pilchardus (European sardine) is the source of this 2133-nucleotide messenger RNA. It is a transcript of the gene brd7, whose product is annotated as bromodomain containing 7. Gene Ontology annotation, biological process: regulation of transcription by RNA polymerase II. Lineage: Eukaryota; Metazoa; Chordata; Actinopteri; Clupeiformes; Clupeidae. The transcript has 17 exons. Gene Ontology annotation, cellular component: nucleus. The record is from RefSeq and is a predicted model, not a curated record. The coding region runs from base 81 to 2024 and encodes 647 amino acids.